Messenger RNA from Cygnus olor (mute swan), 1538 nucleotides. RefSeq names its product regulator of G protein signaling 19 (gene RGS19). Bases 467 to 1066 code for a protein of 199 amino acids. The transcript has 6 exons. Lineage: Eukaryota; Metazoa; Chordata; Aves; Anseriformes; Anatidae. The record is from RefSeq and is a predicted model, not a curated record.
CCCAAAACGCCCGGCACCGCGAUGGGCUCCCGGCACCGCCGGGACAGCCCUGUCCCCACGCUGCUCUCACGCUUACGGCAUCGGCAGGAGGCAGCCGAGGGGAGGAAGCAGGAAGAAAGCACGGCCCCGCCGCCGCCGCCACCAAGGCUCCUCGUGCCCCCGGGCUGCCCGGUGCCCGUGGCGCUGCCCUCCCGUGCCACCCGAGCGGGCGCCCGCGGCUCUUGGCCGGCGCGGAGCAGCGGCGGGGCGAGCAGCCGGGCCUUGGCGGGGCUUUCCCAAAAAAGGCUCCAUCCAGGAGGCUGCAGGGACGCUAGCGGGGCUGUGUCGGCGCCACGGGUCACGACCCACAGCCUGGGAGGAGCGGCGAGCAGCAGAAGGGCCCCCGCAGCACGACCCCCCCACGUCCACCGUGUAUGAGGCUGGGACGCAGUACGCAGGACCCGCGUCCGCAGAGACACCCCUUCCGAUGUCCCGGCAUGAGACUUCUCCGACAACGGUGCAACCCGCCAGCAACCACCGCCCCAACGCCUGCUGCUUCUGCUGGUGCUGCUGCUGCAGUUGCUCGUGGAACGAGGACCGGGAGCGAGCAUGGAGGGCGUCUCGGGAGACCAAACUGGAGACCAUCCCAAACUGUGAAGCGUGCGCCAAACCCACGCCCGAGGAGGUGCGGGGCUGGGCACAGUCCUUCGACAAGCUGAUGAAGAGCCCGGCGGGCCGCAACGUCUUCCGGGAGUUCUUGCGGACUGAGUACAGCGAGGAGAACAUGCUCUUCUGGCUGGCGUGCGAGGAGCUCAAAACCGAGUGCAACAAACACACCAUCGACGAGAAGGCCAGGAUGAUCUACGAGGACUACAUCUCCAUCCUCUCGCCCAAGGAGGUGAGCCUGGACUCGCGGGUGCGGGAGGUCAUCAACCGCAAGAUGCAGGAGCCGUCCUCGCACACCUUCGACGACGCGCAGCUCCAGAUCUACACGCUCAUGCACAGAGACUCCUACCCUCGCUUCCUGAACUCUGCCAUAUACAAAUCGCUGCUCCAGAGCGUCUCCCGCUCCUCCUCGGAGUCCUAAGGGCACCCGCCGGCCACGGGGACGCCCAGCGGGGACGCGGCACCCGGGGAGGGGGACACACGGCCCGUCCUCACCCCCCCCCCCCCCCGCCAGCCCCCUCCAGCCCCCCGAGUUUUUAGCUUUUUACCUACGAACCCUCAGGCCGGUUUCUGGGCCGCCGGGCAGCGCUGGCCCCCCCCAGGGCCACCCUCCAGGAUUGUCCCCGGGGCUGGUGGCACCGCAGCCCGGGGUGGCUCCGUACUACUGAACCCUGCCCCGUCCCCGCCGCCGGCCGGAGCGAGCUGGGGAGCGCCCGGGGCUCGCCGCCCCCCCCCCCCCCCGUCUCCCCCCGCACCCCGUUUUGAAGAGGUCACUUUAUCCCCUCUCCACCGCACCUGGGGACACAGCACAUCCCCGUUUCCCACCUGAGACCCAUUUGGGGACUGUUUUUGGUUUUUUUUUCCUUGGGGGGGUUUGGGGGGGGGGGGGAAGG